Molecule: messenger RNA, 504 nt
Organism: Staurois parvus
Lineage: Eukaryota; Metazoa; Chordata; Amphibia; Anura; Ranidae
Source: the annotation of a GenBank genome assembly
UCGUCUGGCAAGACAGUGGGCUCCGAGUCAACAGGCACGACAGUGGGCUCCGGGUCAUCAGGUAUCGGAUUGUCUGGCUCGACAGCGGGCAUCGGGUCACCAGGUAUGACAGCGGGCACUGGGUCACCAGGCAUCAGGUCAUUUGGCUUGCCAGCGGGCACCGCGUCAUCUGGCAAGGCAGUGGGCACCGGGUCACCAGGUAUGACAGCGGGCUCUGAGUCAAUUGGCACGACAGCGGGCACUGGAUCAGGUACCGGAUCAUCUGGAUCAACAGCGGGCAUCGAGUCAACUGGCCUAAUAGGAUCAGAGGCAUCCGGCUGAAGAGAGGCAUCCGGCUGAAGAGAGGCAUCAGGCUGAAGAGAGGCAUCAGGCUGAAGAGAGGCAUCAGGCUGAGUAGAGGCUUCAGGCUGAGUAGAGGCUUCAGGCUGAGUAGAGGCUUCAGGCUGAGUCACGGAAGGCAGGUUCACCGGUUUGGAUACUGGCAGGAUGGUAUUGGUUGGAAAG